AUGGGUUCUUGCAUUAGCAAAUGCAGUCCCAAAUCCCACUUCCAAGUCGAAGGAGACGAUCAAUUCUGUCACAAUGUCCAAGACAAACUGGUAAUCUCAAUCCAGCCUCCUAAACCUACCACUCCAAUUCCCUCUCAUCAUUCAAACAAAAUCUCUCCUUUUCCUUCUUCCCCUUCACAUUCCACGACCACUACUAGUAGUGCUUCUAACUCUAUUUCCACCCUCAGCUCAUCGAGCUCAACCUUAUCCAGCAGCGAUUCUUCGGUUUCGAGCAGUUCGAAGAUCGACAGAUCCUUCUCCAACGAGUUCCUGUGGUCUUGCUACAAAGAAAACCCGCAUAUAUCUCGCAUUGCUACAAUUAAGGAAGCACAACAGAAACCGGUUGCCGCAGCAACGUUGAGAAAGCACCACCACCAACAGCAGCCAAGCCCUAUAAAUAGAGGAAAUGAGAGUGCUAAAACGACGCCGCAGAAGAGAGUCCGAACAAGUACUUCACCAACUCUGAAGCGACAGAAGAGCUUCCGUAAAGAGCCAGAGAGGCCUGUGAUCUCUGCAUAUGCUAAAAGCUUAAGGUCGCCGUCUCCGAGUAGAAGGUUCAAUGUUUCAGACAAAAACAUAGGAGCAGUUAUGGCAAACCCGCCAAAAACGGUUUCGAAUAUCAGACCGGCUAAUCAGAACAACAACAACCCAAGUGGGCUCAUGGCUCGGCCUUGUUUGCAGAGUCCUGCGAGAGAGACGCAGACAAGGGUUCACAGGAUCAGUUCGAAAAUCGAUGAAGUUGCUGUUAGAGAAGCUCUGGCUCAUGACCAUUUUCUGGAGUCUGUUCCUGAGGACAUUAACAAUCCUCUAAUCUCUUUGGAUUGUUUUAUUUUCUUGUAG
Messenger RNA from Argentina anserina (silverweed cinquefoil), 879 nucleotides. RefSeq lists its product as uncharacterized. Lineage: Eukaryota; Viridiplantae; Streptophyta; Magnoliopsida; Rosales; Rosaceae. The record is from RefSeq and is a predicted model, not a curated record. The coding region runs from base 1 to 879 and encodes 292 amino acids. The transcript has a single exon.